Molecule: messenger RNA, 1626 nt
Organism: Leptonychotes weddellii (Weddell seal)
Lineage: Eukaryota; Metazoa; Chordata; Mammalia; Carnivora; Phocidae
Source: RefSeq, a predicted model, not a curated record
CUGACCGACACCUGAGGGGCCGGUCCUGGACCGAGGGUUAGGCCUCUCCCUCCUGGGGUUCAGGUGAACGUCCCCCCAGACCUGGGCCGCGCGGCUCAAACGCGAGGCCCGCGAUCAGGGGGUGAGCGGAGCCCGCACAGGACCAAGGAGGACCUCCCCGGACCCCGAGACCCCUGCGUCGCCCUGCCGCCCACAACCGUCCGUUCUGGGACAGGGGCCGUCGGCCUAGGUUGUCCCAAUUCUAAGAUGAGAUGCUUUAGGAGCCACCAUGGGACUGACAAGGUCCAGAGCAGACCUUCCCUAGUUGCCACCCCGAGUGCCGUGUUGUUUUUGUCCAGAGAAUAUGUAAAGUAGGUGCUUUGUACUGGACAAAAGCGGGGUGUUCACCUGCUCCCUUACCUGUCUCAGGUGUGCGCCUCGUCGGGGCCCGUCCCUGCCCUGGGAGGCGGGGCCAAGCGGAGAGUGCCCUUCCUGUUCCUGGGUAGGUGUCCGCAGCUCGAGGGGCGCCGGAGAGGACCAGGCUCCGGGGUCACAAUGAAUAAUCCUAUACCUUCCAAUUUGAAAUCGGAAGCAAAAAAGGCUGCUAAAAUUCUAAGAGAAUUCACAGAAAUAACUUCCAGAAAUGGACCUGAUAAGAUCAUUCCUGCCCACGUAAUUGCUAAAGCCAAAGGCCUUGCGAUUUUGUCUGUGAUAAAAGCUGGAUUUCUGGUAACUGCUAGAGGAGGCAGUGGGGUCGUGUUGGCACGUCUUCCAGAUGGAAGUUUGUUUGUUUUAGGCAAGUUGAACCCACCCAUAGAAGUGACGGCAUUAUAUUCUUUUGAAGGUCAGCAGCCAGGGGAUUUGAAUUUUCACGCUGGAGACAGAAUCACAGUUAUAUCACAAACAGAUUCACAUUUCGAUUGGUGGGAAGGGAAACUUCGAGGUCAAACUGGCAUUUUUCCAGCCAACUAUGUUACCUUGAAUUAAAGUUUAUAUAAUUUUCUUCUUUGAGAAUUUUAAAACAUUUAUUUCUCCACUGACAGGAUUUACUCUUCAGUUAUGCAAUGUGUAAUAUAAAUUUUAAAAUACUGCUCUUUAUAAACUUUUAUCUAAAUGUAAAAGAUUUUUUUCUCUCUAUAAAUGGUUAACUUACAUAUCUUUAAAUACUUUGUACUAAUUUUAUCACAUAUACUAUUUAAAGUUAAUAUGCUCCAAUUCCUAUGGUCACAGUCCUUUUGUGUUCAUUUUCAAGCAUCACUAAACCUGUGAUUGGCUCUGUAUAUGGUAAUUGCUUAUUCUAAUUUGAGAAUCUUAAGGGUAGGGGCAUGAAUACCAACUCAGGUAUUUCUAUUUGCAAAGUGACUAGAGAAGAAGGAAUCAGCUUAAGGAAAGUAUUACAUAAUCCUUCUAGUUUUAGGGACAAGCUACGAUAUGAAUCCUUAAAAAUGAUCGUUAUUCCUUCAAAAAUUACAUAUAUGUAUAUUGGUAGCAGAAACAUGCUGUUGCAAAGUUCAGCCACUCUGCAUUAAACAAAGAUGACAUUAACUUUUCUUCUGCAUGAGGUUAUGUUUAUUCAUUUCUAGUAGGAGAAUCAACUUAUGUUGACAUGGCCUAGUUGUCUCUAAAUAAAUGUUUUUUAAAUGAUAA